This is a messenger RNA of Maylandia zebra (zebra mbuna), 2009 nucleotides long. It is a transcript of the gene adprh, whose product is annotated as ADP-ribosylarginine hydrolase. Gene Ontology annotation, molecular function: ADP-ribosylarginine-[protein] hydrolase activity; magnesium ion binding. Gene Ontology annotation, biological process: protein de-ADP-ribosylation. The record is from RefSeq and is a predicted model, not a curated record. NCBI's taxonomy places the organism in Eukaryota, Metazoa, Chordata, Actinopteri, Cichliformes, Cichlidae.
CUCGUCAGAGAUCGUGCUGUUAAACAUUUGUCCCCAUCUUGCCAGCUGGAGAGCUAAACUUGGUUCCUCUCUGUGUCCUUUUUUAGCCCGCACGUUUUCUCGCGAGUCCGGCUGUUGGCUGUGGUUUGAAAAGUAGUUGUUACCAUAACUUUUCUAAAUGAACGCAAUUUUUUGAGCUAGGAGUCUGAGCUACUGCUUGCAACAACCAAGCAGGGCCCGUGUGCAGCCGCGGUGUUAACUGGACUCGUGUAACCGCCUCCUGAGGAUCGUUUGUGGGAACAACACGCUGCAAUGGAGCGGUGAGGCUGCAGCUGCACGGAGGGAGGACGUCCUGCGUUACUUAGUUUGAAUCAGCCCCAGCAGGUCUGCUACGCUUGAGCUCUACAAGGCAGCCAUGUUGCUGAGUGGAGUUGGUGAUGCCUUGGGCUACAGGAACCAGCUGUGGGAGUACAAUGAAUCAGGACCAGCUAUUCACCAGGAGCUUCAGGAACUUGGUGGCCUAAAGAACAUCAAGGCUGAGCUCCCUGACUGGCCUGUGAGUGACGACACAGUUCUGCAUCUGGCUACAGCUGAAGGACUAGCAACAGGAAAGACUGGGGAGGAGCUCAUGCAUGAGGUGGCUGCUCGUUAUGUGGAAGCCAUGAAGGACAUGGAGGGCAGGAAACCAGGGCCUUCGAGCAUUCUGGGGGUUUCCCAGCUAAAGCCUGGGGAGGAAGGGGGAUACAGAGUGGCAUAUAACCCUGACGGGACAGGCUGUGGAGCAGCCAUGAGGUCCAUGUGCAUUGGCCUGAGGUAUCCAAAGCCCGACCAGCUGUUGUCAUUGGUGGCGGUUGCUGUUGAGACAGGCAGAAUGACCCAUCCUCACCCCACGGGCUUCCUGGGAGCCGUCGCGUCAGCCCUUUUCACUUCAUACGCCAUCCAGCGCAGGCCAAUCACAACUUGGGGUCUGGGCCUGAUAAACGAGGCCUGCCCAAUAGCAAAGAACUUCGUUGAAGGUCGAGGCUAUGCCGUGGAGGAGACCGAGAGAGACUGGGGCUACUUCUGUGACAAGUGGCAAUGGUACUUGGAUCUGAGGGGCCUCGCUCACGGUGUGGGCCCUGCGAUUUGGCCUGCCUCUUACGGCCCUGCUGAAAGAGACGAAGCCUAUAAGAGCUUCAGCUUGUCAGGUUGGGCCGGACGCAGUGGCCAUGAUGCUCCAAUGAUAGCGCUGGACGCCUUGCUAGGCGCAGGUUCAGACUGGGAAGAGCUGAUGAGCAGGGCCGCCUUCCAUGGAGGUGACAGCGACAGCACCGCAGUGAUUGCGUGCUGCUGUUGGGGUCUCCUCUACGGAUUGCAGGGGGUCCCCGAAGGCAACUACGCCAACCUGGAGUACCGGGAGCGACUGGAGCGCAGUGCCGAGCAGCUCUACGCGCUGUCACACUGAGGAAGGUCGCUGCAACCCCGCCGUGCUGACAGAGCGUGUCCCGGCCCGCUGCGGCAAGGGGGAAACUGGGCCACGCACACUGACACACUGAAGUAGAGCUAGCUGGUGUGCUCAGUAGUACAUUGAUUUAGAGAGCUGUCACUGAGCCACAGUAUGUUGUCAUAGUCGCCUAAAGGGGAAGCAGAAGCAGUGUCCUACUAACCUAAAGAGUCCUCUCUGCCAGAACAAGGACAGAGUGCCUCGUGAUGUUGGCACGGAGGCUAGCGUAUAAGCAGGGGUCCCCCUAGUGACCGUUUUAAAUCAACAUAUUUGCUCCUGUGAGCAGAACGAAUCCAAGCUAAUGAGAAUAUGAAAUGAAUGAGCAGCAUCCUCUGGGAGGUAAUUUGCUUUGUUUUGUUCAACCUGACAUAAUGACAAACGCUCCAGCCUCAAAUUAAAUGUGCUUUUGCUAAAGGAUAAUGAAAAAUAAAUUGGUGUGCCUCAUGGUCGUUAACUCCUGAAGUGAGAAGGCAAACUAAUGCUCCAGACAAAAACAUAAUUAACAAUACAAUAAAUUAAACGCUUUGUAGUUGAGUUGAAAACUUUA